AUGGAGUUUGGAUCAAACAAUCUUUCUUCACUGGCUCCACCUGUGUUUGAUGGUGAAAACUAUCAAGCAUGGACAAUCAGAAUACAAGCCUACAUGGAGGGUUGUGAUUAUUGGGAAGCAAUUGAGCAAGAUUAUGAAAUUGCUCCACUUCCUGAUAAUCCAACAAUGCAUCAGAUCAAGACUCACAAGGUGAGGGUCACCAGGAAGGCAAAGGCUCGAGCUUGCCUAUAUGCAGCUGUGUCUCCCACCAUAUUCAACAGAAUUAUGGCAUUGAAGUCAGCAAAGGAGAUCUGGGAGUUCCUCAAAAGUGAGUAUGAAGGUGAUGAGAGGACUAAAGGCAUGACGGUGUUGAACUUAGUGAGGGAAUUCGAGAGAAUGCAGAUGAAGGAUUCUGAGUCCAUCAAAGAGUACUCAGACAAGUUGAUCGGGAUUGCUAACAAGGCACGAGCAUUAGGAACUGAUCUAUCUGACAAUAGAUUGGUUCAGAAGAUUCUGGUUUCAGUACCUGAGAGAUAUGAAGCAACCAUUGCUUCCUUAGAGAAUACUAAAGAUCUCUCCAAGCUCAAAGUGAUAGAAGUUGUUAGUGCUUUGCAAGCACAGGAGCAGAGGAGGUUGAUGAGGCAAGAAGGAAGCAUUGAGGGGGCACUGAAAGCUAGAAUGCAGCAGGGAGAAGGUGGAAGAGAGAAGAAGUGGAAAGGGAAGAAGGGUCUGGUUGGUUGA
Molecule: messenger RNA, 720 nt
Organism: Momordica charantia (bitter melon)
Lineage: Eukaryota; Viridiplantae; Streptophyta; Magnoliopsida; Cucurbitales; Cucurbitaceae
Source: RefSeq, a predicted model, not a curated record